AUGCGCUUGUGCACCGUGGUCCGAGGAAUGUUCUUUAGAAGAUCCUCACUCUGCCACUGCUGUGCCAUCAAACUGCAAACUUUGACACGCAGAGUUAAAUGGAACAACCGGCGUCACGAGCCGAUAGCGUUCACGCGUCGCCUCCCGCCGCUGUCCAUGCCGGCAGAGGAAUGUGACGGAUGCGUUCCCCGGGCUGCAGGUUCUUGUCACCUGCGCAGUGAAGUGGAUGUUUUGAUGGUCUCCAGCGAGUGUUGUCUGGCGGCGGACGACGACAUCUCGAAGAAUAACAUGAAGGAGAUGAUCGGCGGGUGCUGUGUGUGUUCAGACGAGAGGGGCUGGGCGGAGAACCCCUUAGUUUAUUGCGAUGGACAUGGCUGCAACGUCGCUGUGCACCAAGCAUGUUAUGGCAUCGUGCAGGUGCCCACUGGGCCGUGGUUCUGCAGGAAGUGUGAAUCUCAGGAGAGAGCUGCUCGUGUGAGAUGUGAGCUGUGUCCACACAAGGAUGGAGCUCUCAAGAGGACAGACAAUGGAGGCUGGGCUCACGUGGUGUGUGCUCUCUACAUACCUGAAGUGGAGUUUGCAAAUGUCUCCACUAUGGAGCCCAUUGUCCUCCAGUCGGUGCCACAUGACCGCUACAAUAAGACUUGUUACAUUUGUGAAGACCAGGGCAGAGAGAGCAAAGCAGCUACUGGAGCGUGUAUGACCUGUAACAAACAUGGCUGCCGGCAGGCUUUCCACGUCACAUGUGCACAGUUUGCAGGUUUAUUGUGCGAAGAGCAGGGAUCCGAUGCAGACAAUGUCAAGUAUUGUGGAUAUUGCAAAUACCACCACAGCAAAUUGCGAAGGAGCAGGGGCCGUGGUAGUAGGUCUCAAAGCUUAAGUGACUCUUCCUCUCAAUGUUUGGAUAGACCCUCAGACACGGACAUUAAGAAACACAAGGAGCGGGACCGACACAAACCCAAACACAAGAAGAGCGCCAUGGACAUGUCUCCCUCCUUAGUUCUCCCAAACAUCAUGGUCCCUGACAAGAACUUCAACAGCACCAGCACAGGUGGGGGAGUGCCCUCUCAGCCCACAUCCUCUCAGAAGAGAUUAGAGGACAGUGCAGGACGCUUCACCAACGCCAACUUUCAGGAAGUCUCCUCUACCUUAUCCAACAGUGUCUCCAAGGACAGCAUGUCUGCUGAUGGGAACAAGGCCGCUGUCGAUCAAAAGAACAAAAAAAACUGCAGCAGUACUGGGACUCAUGCGACUGUAUCAAGGGGGGGCCGCAAGUCACUCACCUCCUCAGGAAAACCCCUCCCUUCUGCUGUAGUCACCAUGGCAACUUCUUCCACAUCUGUGUCGGCCUCCACAGGGCCUUUUCAUCAAGGACUUUUGUUGACUAGUGCCAAUAAGAUUCCCUCUGGUUCCUCCGACUUCCUCAGUUUUACAGACUCCUCGUUGCGUCCUGGACCUGGCACAACAUUCUCCUCUCCGCCAUCAUUCAGCAGCUGCCUCAAACCCAGUUCAGAGAGCGCAGGUUCAGACGGGACAACCACUCUCUUUGGCUCUCUGAUGUCGACAAGUACAGCCUCUGCAGUUGGCGGGAAGCUUUAUGAAAAUUCUCACAGUCACUUGACAAAUGACACGACAAGCCUGGCUGGAUCCGCAGGCUUUAAACGUGCUCAGCCCUGCAGCGCCAGCCCCGCAAUAGGAGGAGCGGAUGACGGGGUGAAGAAGAAGAAGAAAGGAAACUGGAAAAAUAGAUUUGGGCCAUGCUUCACCACAGAUGUAAAGCCCCCAGAGGUAGCUCCCUCCCUGACCCUGCCCACGUCUGCAGCCAACAGCGUGUCCUCUGUGCUCUCGGGACGACCCGGCUUAACGUCCAGUGGAGGAUUAGGAGUGGGGGUCGUAGGGGACAAGGGCCUGGGGGUCAUGGGGGUCGGUGGGAUUCAGAAGUCUCCAUCUCUCCUCAGGAACAGCAGCAGUGCCACAACUGUGCCAGGUGUUUUCUCUGGUGGCGAGGGGUUAUCGUCAGGGGCAGCCACUGUCUCUGGGGGCGGAGUCAGCUCAGAGUUGUCACAGCAACAACAGCCCGCACCUUCCCUGGCCCCUCCUUCUGCAUUCAGCGCCGCAGCUCCGCUCUGCAGCACAGCAGCCACACACGUGAGUGGUCUUCCCGGCUCCGUCUUUAACUUGGCCCCGUCCCACAUGUUUGGAAACAGAUUAAACCCAAACUCUGCCAUGGCGGCGCUCAUUGCACAGUCUGAAGCCACUCCUACGGAUCAAGAGGUGGGAGACAAUAGCAGCAGCGUCGGAGCUCAGGGCUUUUCCAUAAGAGCUUCUCCAAAGACCACCCCACGCUCUCCCAUUGGUGGCCUACAGAUCCGGUACGACUCUUCAGGGUCGUUGCCAGGGCAGGGCCUUGGGUUGCUAGGGCCGGGCGGAGGUGAGACGCUGCCCCCGGUGGCGACCAGCAUCGAGCAGCUCCUGGAGAGGCAGUGGAACGAGGGUCAGAGCUUCCUGCUUCAGCAAGGGGCCCAGGGCGAUGUGGUGGGCAUGCUGAAGUCGCUGCACCAGCUGCAGGAGGAGAACCGCAGACUGGAGGAGCAGAUCAAAACACUGACCAUGAAGAAGGAGCGACUACAGCUUCUGAGCGCUCAGCUGUCCGUGCCUUUCACCCCGUCCUCUGAUGUCAAAGUUGGUGCUGCUGACUCUUCCCUUUCUGCUGCUGCUCAGGAUAGUGCAUCAUGCGGCGGUCACAGCAGCAGUGGCUCCACCUCCUCCUUGUCCACCCCUCCCUCCGUGUCCCAGAGUCCGCCUCAGAUCAAUGGGGUGGGGGCAUUAGGGGCAGGUGUGUCCGGGCUCAUGGGGACACUGGGGGCAGGAGCCACUCUGGGCAUGGGGGGUAUCGUCGGAACACUGAAUGGGGUCAUUCAGACUCCUGGUGGGACAGGAGCAGCUCUCACGGUCAAUAACAGUGCUGCGCGGUUCCUCCUGCAGCAGCAUCAACAUCAGCUACAGCAGCUGCUGUCCUCACAGCCUUCAGCGGAACAGCAGCAGGUGUUGCUCUACCAACUGAUGCAGCAGGACCUGCAGGGGCCCUCGUCUGCUCAGAACCCCUUCCUCCAGCACCCGGAUGUCCCAGGACAGAAGCCUCGUCUCACAGAGCAGGCAAUGGGAGUCGGAGGACAGGAGAAAACAUGA
Molecule: messenger RNA, 3189 nt
Organism: Knipowitschia caucasica
Lineage: Eukaryota; Metazoa; Chordata; Actinopteri; Gobiiformes; Gobiidae
Source: the annotation of a GenBank genome assembly